Molecule: messenger RNA, 2261 nt
Organism: Prunus dulcis (almond)
Lineage: Eukaryota; Viridiplantae; Streptophyta; Magnoliopsida; Rosales; Rosaceae
Product: cytochrome P450 734A1
Exons: 5
Coding region: 648-2177 (509 amino acids)
Molecular function (GO): heme binding; iron ion binding; monooxygenase activity
Source: RefSeq, a predicted model, not a curated record
AUGCAUUUGUUUCCUCCCGCGCUGACUGCUCUGAAUGAAUCGGAUGACGAGUGGGUCCGCUGGGUUUGAUGGUGUGGUGGGGUUAGCUCCUGACGGGUGGUCUCUGUUUGCUAGCUGCAUUUGCUAAUGCCACCCAGCUGCCUGUACAGUGUACGGUACGUGCUAUUCUUCCCGUCAAAACGGUCACGGCGGAUAAACUACUAGAUUAGUAGAUUAAAGACAAACUUAAUCUCGAGUGUGUGUGAGUUUUAUCUUAUGAUUAAGAAUAAGAUAACCCCAUUAAUGAUAGACAUCUCUUUACGAAACCUCCACGUGUAACUGAGAAGAUCCAAUAAAUACGUAAAUAACAUAAUCUAGGGUCAAGAGUCAAGACCAAACAAAAAGGUUCUCUCUGUUAGAUUUCCAAAUUGAUUUGUUAUCAGUAAUGUUAUGUAAUAGGAUAUUUCAAGACUUGCCAUUACUUCAAAACCAGUGGGAAAUCAAAGAAAAUGUUUCACUCACAACAACACAACAUGAGGACACUUGCACAGCAUAAUCCGAGGAAAUGAAUGAGAUCAAAGAUUGACAUUUAAUUAAGUCUCUGGAUUUGGUUUGUGUAUGAUACCAAACCAGGGAAGAAAUUGGAUUUGUGGUUCCAGAGAAUUUGAAUGAGCUUUAAGAUCAUGCAUCAGGUUCUUCUUGUUUUGCUUGUCCCUCCUCUUAUCCUCCUCUUCAAAUUUGUGUGCUCAACCAUAUGGGUCCCACUGAGGACACAAAGGCACUUCCAAAAGCAAGGCAUAAGGGGCCCGCCCUACCGUCCGAUCUUCGGGAACUCGGCCGAGAUCCGCCGUCUGUUUGCAGAAGCUCAGUCAAAGCGAGGCGCAUUUGACCACGACAUCCUUCAACGCGCGUCCCCAUUUUACCACCGGUGGUCCCGUAUGUACGGGAAGAAUUUCCUGUACUGGUUUGGGCCGAAGCCCAGGCUGGCAAUAGCAGACCCUCACAUGAUCAAAGAAGUGCUUAUGAAUACGAGUGGGUCGUUUCAAAAGAUACCCUUUACCCCAUUAACCAAGAUUCUAUUUGGAGAGGGCCUUGUUGGGCUCGAAGGCGACCAAUGGGCUUUUCACAGAAGGGUUGUGAAUCAGGCCUUCAAAAUGGAGAAAGUCAAGGGUUGGGUGCCAGAGAUUGUGGCUAGUACCAUGAAGAUGUUGGAGAAAUGGGAGGAUGUAAGAGGAGGGAGAGAUGAGUUUGAGAUGGAUGUGCACAAGGAACUUCAUGAGCUCUCAGCAGAUAUUAUAUCCAGGACAGCUUUUGGAAGCAGUUUCGAGGAGGGAAAGCGAGUUUUCAACUUACAAGAACAACAAAUGCAUCUUUUCUCCAAGGCAGUCAGGAGCAUCUACAUCCCUGGCUUCAGGUUUUUGCCUACCAAGAAUAACAGAGAGAGAUGGAGACUAGAUAAGGAAACUCGCGAAUCAAUACGGAUGUUGAUUGUGAAUAACCGCAAAACAAGAGAAGAUUCAAGAAAUCUGCUUAGUCUGUUAAUGUCUUCUUACAAGAAUCAGGAUGGUGAAGAGGAGGAAUUAGAGAUACAAGAAGUUAUUGAUGAAUGCAAGACCUUCUACUUUGCAGGAAAGGAAACAACUGCUAAUCUUUUGACUUGGGCACUUCUCCUUCUUGCGCUGCAUCCGGAAUGGCAAAGCAAGGCUCGAGAAGAAGUAAAUUGCGCUUGUGGAAGCAAUAAGCUUCCGGUUGCAGAGAAUCUGAAUGACCUUAAGAUUGUAAGUAUGAUAGUUAACGAAACACUUAGACUCUACCCUCCGGCUGUGAUGCUAAUGAGGCAAACAUCAAACAAGGUCAAGCUUGGGAGCCUGGACAUUCCUGCUAACACACAACUUUACUUGGCCUUGACUGCUGUCCAUCACGACACUGAGAUAUGGGGAGAAGAUGCCAAUGAAUUCAAGCCGAUGAGGUUUUCGGAGUCUCGAAGGCAUUUAGCAUCAUAUUUUCCGUUUGGUCUGGGGCCUAGAAUCUGUGCAGGUCAAAAUUUAGCUUUGGUUGAAGCAAAACUGGUCUUAGCAAUCAUCAUCCGGCACUAUUAUGUCAUGGUGUCACCUACAUAUGUUCAUGCCCCAAUGUUGUUUAUAAGUUUACAGCCCCAGUAUGGCGCUCAAAUCCUCUUCAGGAAGAUUCCAAACUGAAAUUUUCUGGGGAUGAAAUCAUGAAAUGAAAAAUAAUUGAAAGAACGUUUGUUUAUUAUGCACAUUAUCUUAAGGCUCGUAACU